CAGACCCAAGUACACUGGUUAAUACAAACGCCAAUAGUUUUAUGAUUAACAUGAAUCUUUUAUCAAUUAUCACAGUGGGGAGGAAUCGGUCCCUGGGCGCGGGGACGGCAGUGACGUCCCGCUCCGGGCCCGGCCCAACAUGGCGGCGGCGCCGUCUCCAUGGCGACGCGCCCCGCGCUCCGGUUGCCAUAGCAACGCCCACGCCGUUCCCGCGGCUGCGCGGCCCCGCCCCUUCCGGGCUGCGGCGGCCACGUGAUCCCCUCGGUGCGCUCGGCGCGCGGCUCCCCCCGGCGGCCGGAGCGUGACCGGGAGUGACCAGAGUGACCACAGAGUGACCGGGAGUGACCGCAGUGACCGCCGGCAGCGACAUGUCCACCGCCAUGAACUUCAGCAGCAAGAGCUUCACGCCGCGGCCGCCGGACAAGGGCGCGUUCCCGCUGGAUCACUUCGGGGAGUGCAGCGCCUUCAAGGAGCGCUUCAUGGAGUGUCUGCGCCACAGCGGCUACGAGAGCGCNGGAGGAAUCGGUCCCUGGCAACGCCCACGCCGUUCCCGCGGCUGCGCGGCCCCGCCCCUUCCGGGCUGCGGCGGCCACGUGAUCCCCUCGGUGCGCUCGGCGCGCGGCUCCCCCCGGCGGCGGCAGCGUGACCGGGAGUGA
This is a messenger RNA of Ficedula albicollis (Collared flycatcher), 656 nucleotides long. RefSeq names its product cytochrome c oxidase assembly protein COX19-like. Gene Ontology annotation, biological process: mitochondrial respiratory chain complex IV assembly. The transcript has 3 exons. Gene Ontology annotation, cellular component: mitochondrial intermembrane space. The coding region runs from base 369 to 656 and encodes 95 amino acids. NCBI's taxonomy places the organism in Eukaryota, Metazoa, Chordata, Aves, Passeriformes, Muscicapidae. The record is from RefSeq and is a predicted model, not a curated record.